AUGACCGUUCAAGACAAGACUGUUUACGAAAGAGUGCACUAUGUAUAUUGCCGGAAUGAAGACUCUUUUUUGAAUUGUCGUAUCCAAAAAGAGGCGACGAAAAGUGAAGCUGAAGCUUGGUCCUGCUUACAGAAGGCAGAAGCAUUAGAUCCCAAAAUAAGUUCCGAGUUGCUGGACAUGACAAUUAAAGGGUGUAGCGAGUUGAUGUUCUUUGAGAAACGCGCUGGUAACAUAGUUGUCGGAGUUGCAACGGAAGUGUUCGAGCCAACUGUGUUUGACGCUUGGUUCUUGCAAACGAUUCUUGAGAAUGGAGAUUUCUCUUUCAAUAGAAAAGUAUCGGGGAAGUUCAAAGAGCUGGCGGUCGAGUUUACUGAGAUCUUUGAAAAUUCGAUUAAAAAUGCAGCUAGAGUUGACAGGUGGGAAGAAGGACGCGAGAGUUUCAUCGAAAACGUUCGGUUUUUUACAUCGAGGCAAAUACCAAUCGAGGCUGUUCUCCCAGCUUUCCCUUGCAAAACACAAAAUCGUGACAAGGCUCAAGAGGGUAAGCCUGAUAUGGGCGAGGAGCUUGCUCUCAGAAGAAUUAUAGACUUUGUUCAAGCCGUCAACAAGGUGUAUGCUCCCGGUAUGAAAUUCUACAUUGUCAGCGAUGGACAUGUCUUUAGCGAUUGCAUAGGUGUCGACGACAAUGUGGUGGAUACGUAUACGGCUCAGCUUAUUGAGAUGUAUGAGCGGAUCAAACCUGAAGAUUUUAACGGAAUCUUUUUCAAAGGACUUAACGACUGCUUUAAGUCAAGCUCAAAAAACGUUAUUGCCACUCAUUUGGAAGACAUCAAAAUCGAUCAUCACUUGGACACAAUGGUAGAUGAAGAAACUGACGUCAACCGGAAAAUUCUAAUGUUUGGAUGUGACGACAAUGACAAUCUUCUUAGAGAGCAAAUCAAGACUCCUGGACAUGCUAGGCUUUUCUUAUACCGGGGUUUCAACAAAUUCAUGUCUGAAGAUUUGGGGCGGACAACUGCAGCGCAAAAAAUGUCUGGCAAGAAGUUCAAAAAGAUGGUUUCGCUAGUCUCAUACGAGAUGAUAAGACGUAACGACGCGUACUCAAACUUGGUGGAGUUGGUGUUUCCAUUCCACCUCAGAUUGUCGAUUCACGCCCAUCCAAACUGUGGCCCUAAAUUUGGUAUCAGAUUGUUGAACCCAGAAAUCUGCUCGACUGGUUGUCACAAUCAAGACGAAGAGGACAGGUUAUUACACAUUCCCACACCAUGGCAUAAUGCCAUUUUUAAGGUGAGCGACGCACCCAAAAUGAUUAUUUCCCCGGCAAAGCUUGCACGCGAAUAUGAAGAAAACGAAGGAUACACUGGAGGUUGGGAUGAAGCCCAAAGAUGCUUCGUCUUCACUCGGGAAUAA
Metschnikowia bicuspidata var. bicuspidata NRRL YB-4993 is the source of this 1410-nucleotide messenger RNA. RefSeq names its product Dit1p (gene DIT1). Lineage: Eukaryota; Fungi; Ascomycota; Pichiomycetes; Serinales; Metschnikowiaceae. Bases 1 to 1410 code for a protein of 469 amino acids. The record is from RefSeq and is a predicted model, not a curated record. The transcript has a single exon.